AUGGUGGUAGAGGGUCCCUCCGAUAUGGCCGACGUGCCUUUUAAGCCGGCACUUCCCCGGAAAAGUGCUUUCUCCUGCGAGGCUUGUCGCAAGCGCAAGGUCAAGUGUAACGGAGCUAGUCCGUCAUGUUCGCGCUGCGCUGCGAGGGGCGAGGCGGCGCCGACCUUAUCCUAUACCAAACAACUGGAAGCAAGAGUUGCUCAGCUCGAAGAUGCUUUGUCUAAGCUGCGUGGUCAACAGACCGAAAUGGAGGCUCGCAAGGGUAGCUCUCCUGCUUCGGUGGCCGAGUCUAGCUCGAGUGCUGGCCGUCGAAUCAAGACGGAAAUCGACGACGCGCAGGAUCUCGCGAGGGAAUUUGAUGGAUUGAAUGUCGAAAAUGACGGUCGCAUCUCUUUCCACGGUCCAACUAGUUUGUUCCAGCUUCCUAGCGGAGUGGCUAGCGAGACCGCGUCGACGUCGCAUUACGCCCAGGAAAUCGAGGCCCGCAAGGAGCGACUAAUCAAUAGUGCCUGGCGGGAGCGGGCCUUUGAGCAGAUGGCUAUGAUGCCGCCACUGUUCAACUUCGUCUAUCGUCCUGCAUUUACACGUGAUAUGAAAAUCAACGGACCUUAUUAUUCAGAUGUCUUAAUGAACGCCGUGUUGUCUCACUCUGUACGGUGGUGCAAAGCGGAGCCUCAAGUCGGUCCGCUCCUGGACUCGUAUGAUGGUGGAGCGCUAUUCUACCAACGGGCCGUGACGGGGCUCUUCGAAUCGCUUAAAACGGGAUAUGCAGGUAUCCCAACGAUACAGAUCCUGUUGCUACUCAGUGCGCAGGAAUGUGGCCGUGGCAACCGUACACAGGCAUGGCUGUACAGUGGGAUGGCCUUCCGUAUACUAGACGAUCUUGGAAUAUCGAUCGACAGCCGGAAAUAUCCCGGAUCGGCACAUCUGAGCGAUGAAGAUAUUGAGAUCCGCAACCGACUCUUCUGGAGUUGUUAUUUCUGGGAUAAGAUUAUUUCCCUAUACUUUGGCCGCGCACCGACUAUGCAGCACUCUCGUGUCAGCCCACCGCGCAUGAUCCUCGAUGAUACAUCUGAGAUCGAAAUUUGGACUCCGCACGGCGUGACCUUCCCCGAUGGCGCACACUACCCACCCACACAGGCACACUCAACCACUUGCUUCAUUCAGAUGUGCGGGCUGGCCGAGAUUCUAAAUCAGAUCCUGGUUCAUGUUUAUGAUCCGAUGCGUCAAAGUACCGAGGCCGAGUUCUUCGACUGUGUUCAAGAACAAGCCAGAAACCUAGGCGAGUGGUGGGAUGAGCUCCCCGACUACUUGAGGCUCGUGGCAACAGACCUGCCACCGUACUCCCCGCCAAGUCAUAUCAUGACUCUUAACUGUUUAUAUCACACUGUCAAUAUUCUGCUCCACCGUCCCGUCCUCUGUUCUCGCGGUCUGUUCAAGGCCCGGCAAGAUGCUUAUGACAAGAGCCAUCUCGUCCAGUGUAUGGCAUCGGCCACGACCAUCCUAUCACUAUUCGACCUUUACCGUCGUACCUUCGGCGACAACCACGUCGUCCUCUCCCUCGCGUACAGCAUCUACACGGCAGCCUCGAUCUUCCUCCUCGAAAUUCAGGCCUUGAAAUACGCCGCACCAGGAACCCUGGACAAGCUCAAAUUCUGCAUCCUCGCCCUAGAACGAGUCAAGGUCUCCAACCCAGUCAUCACAACAGCCCUCAACCUCGUCUACCAAGAGCUCCAGAAACUCCAAAUCGACAUUCACACCCCCACGGGGGUCCGGCCCGAAAACCCUCAACCUCAACCCCAACCCCAACUUUCCCGUCCACCCCACUCAAGCCAAUCCCCGGCAAGCAACCCGUCCCGCCACGCCUCCCCAGGUACUCUUCACCAACGCCAACAAAGCAGAGCAGCAAUGAGCACCCAGGGAACACCGGCGCCAAACCCAUCAGCCUCCAUGCUACCAGGCUACCUCUUCCAACAACCUGUCAGCAACUUUGACCUCUCUCAAAUGAACGAUGUACCGCAGAUGCCACCAACACACCUCCUAGGCGGCAUGCCCAACGCCGUGAUGACGGUAGAUGACCCAGGCUCGUACGAGAUUACGCCUGAGGUAUUUGAGGCAUUCUCAUAUGCGCAGCCCAUCACGGCGAAUAUGGCGUCUUUUGAUACGAAUUGGAGUGGGGGGCGAUAA
Penicillium atrosanguineum is the source of this 2187-nucleotide messenger RNA. Its product is annotated as putative C6 transcription factor. Gene Ontology annotation, biological process: regulation of DNA-templated transcription; DNA-templated transcription. Gene Ontology annotation, molecular function: DNA-binding transcription factor activity, RNA polymerase II-specific; zinc ion binding; DNA binding. NCBI's taxonomy places the organism in Eukaryota, Fungi, Ascomycota, Eurotiomycetes, Eurotiales, Aspergillaceae. The coding region runs from base 1 to 2187 and encodes 728 amino acids. The record is from RefSeq and is a predicted model, not a curated record. The transcript has 7 exons.